This is a messenger RNA of Gadus chalcogrammus (walleye pollock), 414 nucleotides long. Its product is annotated as basic leucine zipper transcriptional factor ATF-like. The transcript is spliced from 2 exons. Gene Ontology annotation, cellular component: nucleus. Gene Ontology annotation, molecular function: RNA polymerase II cis-regulatory region sequence-specific DNA binding; DNA-binding transcription factor activity, RNA polymerase II-specific. Gene Ontology annotation, biological process: regulation of transcription by RNA polymerase II. Lineage: Eukaryota; Metazoa; Chordata; Actinopteri; Gadiformes; Gadidae. The record is from RefSeq and is a predicted model, not a curated record. Bases 169 to 402 code for a protein of 77 amino acids.
CACUGGUAAAGUGAAAAGAAGGUUCCUCUCAGAGCAGCCUCACACACAGACACGCAUGCUCAGACGCGCGCGCACAAACACACUCACAAACACACACAGACACAUUGCAGCCAAAGUGAAAGCAGAAGCGGUUCAGAGCGAGACGGGAUCGGAGACGCCACACUCGGCAUGGCUCACGGCUCCGACAGCAAUGACACAAGUUACAACAGGUCUCCUUCACCGGCCAGCCAACCGGGUUCCUCAGAUGAUGCAAAGAGGGUGAUGAGACGGGAGAAGAACCGAAUCGCGGCCCAGAAGAGCAGAAUGAGGCAGACCCAGAAGGCCGACACGCUACACCUGGUGAGAAUCACAGCUUCUCGGGACCGUAGGCCUGGGGGGAGAUCCGACCUGGUGCCGUUCUGAAUGGGAGUCAAA